Molecule: messenger RNA, 2311 nt
Organism: Triplophysa rosa
Lineage: Eukaryota; Metazoa; Chordata; Actinopteri; Cypriniformes; Nemacheilidae
Product: bactericidal permeability-increasing protein-like
Exons: 16
Coding region: 573-2042 (489 amino acids)
Molecular function (GO): lipid binding
Source: RefSeq, a predicted model, not a curated record
UGGCACCAGAAACAAGGCCUGUAUGAAAUGCAUGCUUCAUUCAUGCUGUCUGCUUGCACAGACGCUCAACACAUCAUUUUCCCAUAUUUCAUGUUUGCUAUAAUAAAAUAAGUACCCCGUAGUUUAAAAAAAAUCCACAAUAGCUUAUAUUUCUGGGUACAUUGUUUUUACAAAAAUGUAGUGUGUGUUCACGCUAACUUUCCCCCAAAAGAUUGUUGUCUAGUAUACUGUAGGUCAUUGAUUAAUAUUUUACUAUGGUAUACUGUAUUUCUUUUAGUUUUUGAAUGUAGGGCACAUAAAAAAAGUUUUUAUUCCGUUUUUAUUUGUUUUAUGUUGAUUUAGACAGAAGUUUGUUGAAUACAAUUAUUAUGGAAGUAAAUGCCGGACAACUAAAACCACAAAAUAUUUACAUGUUUAAGUUCAUGUUCCCAAAUAAACCAGGAUGUCCAGGAUGUAUUUAAGUGUUCGACCUCUAGCUUCUCUUAGUACCGUCAUCCACCAAGGACCCCACAGUCCACGCAUACAGAGAAGAAGAGGAGAACCACAUACAUUAGUGCACCAGUUAAAGGGAAAUGAUGCUUGUUUGGUGUGUUUUGACUUUGUUGGCCCUGGUGCCAGUCUCUACAGCUGCCAAUCCUGGAGUUAAAGUCAAACUAACUCAGAAGGGGCUUGAUUAUGGUCGGCAGCUUGGAAUUGCCACUCUGCAGCAAAGGUUCAGUACCAUCAGUCUACCAGACCAGAGUGGCACAGAAAAGAUUUUUAUUGGUAAAGUGGAGUAUAGCGUCACAGGGAUUCGGAUUGUAAACCUGGGACUACCCACAUCAACAGUGGAGUUAGUUUCUGGCACUGGAGUUAGGCUUUCAAUUGAUAAUGCCAACAUCAAAGCUCAGGGGAACUGGAGAGUCAGAUACCUUCGGUUCAUAAAAGCCAGUGGAUCAUUUGAUCUGACUGUGAGUGGAGUGACCAUUAGUGUCACCAUUGCAGUAAACAAUGACAACCGUGGUCGCCCAUCAGUCAGCAUGACCAGCUGCACAGCAGACGUAAGGGACGUCGACGUCAGAUUUAGUGGCAGACUCAGCUGGUUGUAUAACCUCUUCCGAUCCUUCAUUGAAAGACCUAUACGCAAUUCUCUGCAGGCACAGAUCUGCCCCCUGGUGGCUAAAUCCAUUCCUGACAUUAACACAGAGCUAGCUACGUUAAAUGUUGUAGCCAAAGUAGACAGGUAUGUUGAGAUUGACUAUUCCAUGUUGGGAUCUGCUCUCAUCUCUAGUGAAUCUAUUGACCUUGGUUUGAAGGGUGUAUUCUACAACAUCGGGCAACGCAACGAGCCUCCCUUUUUCCCCAAACCCUUCGCACUGCCUUCCCAGAACACAAAAAUGCUCUACAUUGGACUAUCUGCCUUCACCGUCAACUCAGCAGCCUUUGCAUACCACAAUGCUGGUGCCUUCAGCUUUGACAUCACAGAUGACUUACUUGGUGGCUUAUUUGCCAGUCGACGAGCGAUUUCACCUGAUUCUGACUUUCGUCUGAAUACCAAAAUAUUUGAAGCUUCCAUUCCACAAGUUGCAAAACUGUAUCCGGGCCUGAAGAUGAGGCUGCUGGUUAAGACCGUGAAGGAGCCCAUUAUUACUUUUGAACCCAACAAUGUGACUGUUCAAGUCAGCUCGACAGUGACGGCUUAUGUUAUCCACCAAAACAACACACUAUCACCACUAUUUGUGCUCAGUCUGGAGGCCAGUGCCAGUGCUAAAGUAAAUAUAGCUGGACUCAACCUGAUAGCAAGUGUGACCCUGAACAGAAUUCAAUUGAGUGUAAACAAAAGCUAUGUGGGAAAAUUUGAGGUUCCUAGUCCUCAAGCAUCAUCACAAUUCGACAACCUCUUAAAAACAAUCCUUGAAUUUACAGUAAUUCCCAAGGUUAAUGCUCGCCUUCAGAACGGUUUUCCUCUUCCUGCCAUGGGGAAGAUAAAACUUGUAAACCCUCAACUUGUGGUUGUAAAAGACUACUUAUUGAUUGGGACUGAUGGACAAUUUCUGGGAUAAAUGGUCAAGAAUUUUCCAGACACUAUAUAAACAUUAUCAAGAUGAUCAAAUGCAUUUUUGUUGGGUUCAUAUUGGUGAAGGAAAAUAUUCUAAAAUAUUCUACCUAUAAUCUUGAUUUUAUUUUCAACAUUAUAUUUUCUCAUAUACUAUUUUCUUAAAUAAUCAUUUUACUUUGUUCUUUUGUUUCGAGGGUGUUGGGAUUGACUGCACUUUAAGUUGCUGUUAGAUUUCCAUAAGGGCUGUCAUAAUAAAGAAAGGCUUGCAUAAUG